GAAGAAAUAAUCCCAUUAGAUAUGGCACCAGAUUCAGUUGAUGACCGUUAUGAUGGCUGUACAAAGGAGAUGAAAAACCUAGUGAGUGAAAAAUAUCUAAAUAAAGAAACUUGUUCUGACAUAUCUGAAUUCGGAGAAGCUUAUAUUUAUAGUACAGAAGAAAUCCCUGGACCACAUAAAUUGAAAAUGCACCAUUUAAUUGCCAUUUAUGUGUAUACUGGUCAUGUACUAUUUGAACGGUUCAAUCGUGAUGUUAGGACUGGCAGACAGAAAUACAAAGACAAGACAUACAAAUGGUAUUCACUUCACUUUUUGCUGACUGAAGCGAUACAGAUUCUUAAGAAAACACAAAAGGGAUGCAAAUUAACUUAUCGUGGUACCAAACUUAGUAAUGAGAAUGUUCUGAACAGAGAGAUUCGUUUUGGGUCAUUUGUGUCCACCUCUUGUACAUCUAAAGUAGCAAUGAAAUUUGGAACUGAAUCUUGUUUUGAAAUCAUAACUUGUGAAGGUGCUGAUGUGUCAAAAUACUCACCGUUACCUAAUGAGAAAGAGGUGCUGAUUCCCCCGUAUGAGACAUUUAAAGUCACUGAUGUAAAGAAGAGAGGACAGAAAGGUGUCUGGUGUAACACUGUGUUCAAGUUGAAGAGCACUGGGAUAAAAAGUAACUUAAACUGUGCACUGGCAUCAGUCGAGCGCAAGAAAUAUCACAAUGUGACAAAUAUCAGAUAUCACAAUUAUCUCUGACUGAUCUGCCUUCACAACUUCAUUCUCUUUUUUAUAUUAAGUGUUGACACAACUUGCCAAAUAAAAAGUAUUGCUCUGAAAUACUUUAUUCUGAUUGGUCAGUGGUGACACAAUAACAACCAAUAAAAUGUAUACGGCUUAUGCCUAUGUUUAAUGUAUCACUUUACUGUCUCUGUUCUGGUUUAAAUUUGUUACAAAUGAGCUAAUAAAAUAUUUGAAAUCAA
Messenger RNA from Paramisgurnus dabryanus, 968 nucleotides. Its product is annotated as ecto-ADP-ribosyltransferase 5-like. Gene Ontology annotation, molecular function: NAD+-protein-arginine ADP-ribosyltransferase activity; NAD+ poly-ADP-ribosyltransferase activity. NCBI's taxonomy places the organism in Eukaryota, Metazoa, Chordata, Actinopteri, Cypriniformes, Cobitidae. The record is from RefSeq and is a predicted model, not a curated record.